AGUCCUCACAGCCUUAUCCUCCCCCUUCACACAUUUCCCGGCGAUCAUUUCACCUGAAAAUCUAACCUCCGGCUGCCGGAAAUUGGCCUGACGUCAUUUCCCGGCCACUCAUUUCAUAAAAAACAAACAAAAAUAUAGUUAAGUUAUGUGUGUUGAUUUGAGAUAUUAAUCGAUAAACAUGCCUUUUCCGUUGAAAAUACAGCCGGUUGAUUUCAAUUCACCGGUCGACUCGGCGUUCUCUAAACCGGUGAAAUCGCGGUUCAAGCGGCUCUUCGAGAAUGUUCUCCGAUCAUCGGCGCCGGAAAAAGCUGUUACCGACGCCGGCACCGGUGUGACUAAGGAUAUUAGCGACGAAUUUGAGCCGAGCUCGGUUUGUUUGGCUAACAUGGUGCUGAAUUUCAUCGAGGAGAGUAACGACAAAACGACGUCGGUUAAGUGUUCGAAGAGCAGGUGCUAUUGCUUCACCGGUGAUCGGAGUGAUUGCGAUGAUGAUGAUGUGGAUUCUAAUGCUUGUGAGCUUUUAAAGAGUUUGGUGAUGUGUGCUAGUGUUUUCGAAAGAAAUUUGUUAGCGGAUGCUUCCCGAAUCGUUGAGAAGAACAAAAUUUUUGAAUGUAAGGAUAAUUCGAGUCGAAAAUUGGUCACAGAUGGACUUCUGGCUCUCGGAUACGAUGCUUCGAUUUGCAAGGCGCGGUGGGAGAAGGCUCCUUCGUAUCCAGCUGGUGAGUAUGAGUAUAUUGAUGUGAUAAGAGAGGAGGAGAGGCUAAUUGUGGACAUUGAUUUUAGAUCUGAAUUCGAGAUUGCGAGAUCGACUAAGACCUAUAACAGGAUCCUGGAAACAUUGCCUGUUAUUUUUGUUGGCAAAGAUGAUCGCCUUCAGAAGAUCAUAUACUUGGUUUCCGAGGCUGCGAGACAGAGCCUGAGGAAGAAGGGGAUGCCCUUUCCGCCUUGGCGAAAGGCGGAUUAUGUUAAGUCGAAAUGGCUCUCUCCCUAUACCCGAACACCGCCACCAACACCAUCACCGUCACCACCACCACUGACUCUAGAAAACCCGACUGACCUAACAACUGAUAGCCUGAUCCCCAUGAUCAGGCACAAGAACCCCUUUAGUACUAUGAAUGAGGGUGCUGAUUCUCGUCUGAGGAUAACCCCGUCUAGUACUGUGAAUGAGGGUGCUGAUCCUCGUUCGAGGAUAACCCCGUCUAGUAUUGUGAAUGAGGGUGCUGAUUCUCAGACGAUGAUAACCCCGUCUAGUACUGUGAAUGAGGGUGCUAAUUCUAAAACUGUGAAUGAGGAUGCUGAUUCUAAGACGAAGAUAACCCGGUCUAGUGCUGUCAAUGAGGGUGCUGAUUCGCCAAACUCUUCAGAUCAUGGUGGCGAUACAGUCUUCACUAUGUCUGAAGACGACGAAGACAAUUAAGGUUCUGAUCUUUCGACAUGGAUCACUGGUUAAAACUAUAUGACUACAUCCUUAUAUAGUGUUUUUGUGAAUUUUCCGCGAUUUUUAGUGUGGCCGGAAAAUCUAAGAACUACUAAAACUGUAGUAUUAGCAAGGUUACAUCAGUAUAUUGUAGAAGGAACUAUGAUCCCCUUAUCCUUUUUGCUUGUAAGGGACUUUCAGCUACUAAUAUGAUACUAUAUGGAUCAAUAAAUUGUAUAAGAAGCAGAUUGUUAUAAGUUUGUAAUUCUCAGUCUUGAUGAUUAUUAGUCAAAUGGAGAAUUUACUAUGUUUUGGUAAA
This is a messenger RNA of Daucus carota subsp. sativus, 1736 nucleotides long. RefSeq lists its product as uncharacterized. The coding region runs from base 179 to 1417 and encodes 412 amino acids. Lineage: Eukaryota; Viridiplantae; Streptophyta; Magnoliopsida; Apiales; Apiaceae. The record is from RefSeq and is a predicted model, not a curated record. The transcript is spliced from 3 exons.